GUGUGAGCACUUGUGGGUUGUGUAAUAUUAUACAGAGUGCUCCAUUCAGGAAGAACAUGGCUGAAAGAGAGCUGUGCCUGCUGGAGAGGACAUUCACCCUGCUGGGGCUGCUGCUGGCAGGUUACGUUCUUCUAAAGCAGCUGGUCAGCGUACUGAGGGGGCUGAAGAACCACAUUGUGUCUGGCUGGUGGAGGACCAGUCUCACCCAGUAUGGGCGCUGGGCAGUGGUAACGGGUGCUACAGAUGGCAUAGGGAAGGCAUAUGCUCGAGAGCUUGCAAAGAGAGGUCUGGACGUUGUGCUCAUCAGCCGUACUUUGGAGAAGCUUAAGAAAGUGGCUGCAGAGAUAGAACAAGAAUCUGGACGCAAGACUCGGGUAAUGCAAGUGGAUUUUACGAAUGGAUCACACAUCUACCAGAAGAUUAAAGAAGAACUGAAUGGACUGGAAAUUGGAAUUCUGGUAAACAAUGUGGGAAUGAAAAUAUCAGAGGAGCCAACCAGAUAUUUGGAUAUUUCUGAUUUAGAUCAGAUGCUGGACAAAACAAUCAACUGCAAUAUCCUGUCAGUAUUAUGGAUGACUCGGACUAUUCUCCCUCAAAUGUUGCAGAGAAAGAAAGGCCUCAUUAUAAAUCUUGCUUCUGAAGUUGGAAAUCGCCCAUAUCCAUUGUCACUUGUAUAUAGCGCCUCAAAAGUCUUUGUGGAUUUCUUUUCUCGUGGUCUACAUGAAGAAUACAAGUCUAAGGGUAUAACAGUGCAGAGUGUGAUGCCAUUGCUUGUCUCAACGGACAUGACCUAUAAAAUAAAGACAAACAUAUUUGUGAAAUCUCCUGAAGAGUUUGCUUCUGAAGCAUUGGACACGGUGGGAUACACUAACAGAACCAGUGGAUGUCUUUCACACUCCCUCCAGAGUUAUGCUAUUGACCUCAUUCCAGACAGCAUUUUUCAUUUUCUGCUGACUGCGGAUUCAGUUGAAAAAAGUUUCAACAGUUUGAAAAAAGACUACAUCAAAAACAAGAAAGAGAAAUGA
Nanorana parkeri is the source of this 1025-nucleotide messenger RNA. RefSeq names its product very-long-chain 3-oxoacyl-CoA reductase-like. Gene Ontology annotation, molecular function: oxidoreductase activity. Bases 57 to 1025 code for a protein of 322 amino acids. The record is from RefSeq and is a predicted model, not a curated record. The transcript is spliced from 11 exons. NCBI's taxonomy places the organism in Eukaryota, Metazoa, Chordata, Amphibia, Anura, Dicroglossidae. Gene Ontology annotation, cellular component: endoplasmic reticulum.